GUAAUCCUAAAGUCUAAUAGCUGUCCAAAAUGUUUUGGUUUAGUAAAUAGGCAUGCCCAUUUAAUUUUUGACCCUUAGUGCUUUGUUUGUUGUGCACAUGGAAAUAAAAUAGCGAAUCACGAAAGUUUGGUUUGGUUGGUUGCAUGAAAGUAUAAAUAAUUUUGUUGUAAAAUAAAAGUAAAUAAUUUUGAAACCAAACCAAACCACAUUAACCGAAUAAGCUAAAUUUUAACCAAAUCAAACCAAUUAUCCAAAUUAACUAAACUAAAUUAACCAAAUUCUACCGAUUAAUAUUGUAACUACAGUAACCAAUCCGUUUGAACACCCCUACCCGUGUGUUCGGGUUUUGUUGCCAUUCCGAGUUCGGUUGGACUAACAUUCCCUGCCCUACUUGUAAUGCAACCCCUGUCCGAGGCUAUGGCGAUUGGCGUCAAAUGGAAUGGACCAUCGUCUGGAAAACGUGUGCGGCGGUACGUGUUCCAUGGCUUCAGAACUCUCCUACUCAUUAAUUAUGACUUAUGACUGACGACUGACUACUCGACCCGAAGCAAUGGACAAACACAGAGAGAAUUUCAAAUUUCAAUACAUUCUACUGCUGGUGGUGGAAGAAUCAAAAAGCUUCUCCUACUGCCUCUGCUAGGAGGAAGAUUAAAUAGCAGAAAAGCUCUCUGUUUCUAAUUCUGCUCCUCUGCAUAUUCGGUUGACCUGUUGUAUUCGGUGAGUGUUUCUUUAAACAGUUGGUCGGUUUGUUGGUGAACGAAUACUUUAAUAAUUAUCAAGUAAUGUUUUUUUUCGUUCUUUUUUCUGGGGGUGGUCUUUGUUCUUUCUCCAUUGGGGAUUCGGAGCGCUCUUAUUUUGUUUACUUCUUGAUUCUAAAUUUGCCAUUUGGGUUUCCUCUCUCUUGUCAGUCGUCACCAUUAUAGCCGCCCAUUUCCUUCCCCUCCUCUUGUUGCUCAAUUAUUCUUGACUUGGCUUCUUUCUUUCUUUCUUUCUUUCUUUCUUUCUGAGGCUCUAAAGAAACCAAUUUUCUCCAGUCCCCUGUUUCCCCAUUUCGAAAGGGUAAGCAUAGCAAAACAGCUAGCUUUCCACUAUACUCUGUUUUCUCCUUUUGUCCAUUUUCUUCUCCUUUUUCUCCGUGGUUAAUUGCUUACUUGCUCAGGUUAGUUGAAUGUCCUUAAGUGGGUUGUUGGAAAUUGGACUAGUGGGGAGGAAGAGGAACUGAGGAAGUUGUUAUGCAAUGAUUAAUAAUGAGUGCUUUGAUAAAUUGGGGUUUGUCUUUUGUGGGUGGGGAAAGCUGAGAAUUGGAUUAGGUGGAAGAUAAUGUGUAGAAUUAUUCUUUUUAGUUCAUAGUUUCAUAUUCAGACUGUUGAAGCCUUAAAGCGCUUGCUGCUGCUAUUGCUGGGUUUUCUCACAUUUGCGCAAUUUGGGUUUCUUGCUGUGGAAUUUCGAGUGGUGAUCAGGGUUCAAAUGGAGGAGAGGUAUGAGCCUAUCAAGGAGCUUGGUUCAGGGAACUUCGGCGUGGCGAGGCUGGUGAAAGAUAGGAAGACUAAAGAACUUCUUGCUGUGAAGUACAUCGAAAGAGGGAAAACGAUUGAUGAGCAUGUCCAGAGAGAAAUCAUCAACCACAGGUCUUUGAGGCAUCCAAAUAUCGUGAGGUUCAAAGAGGUUUGGCUGACUCCAACACAUCUGGCCAUCGUCAUGGAAUAUGCAGCCGGCGGAGAACUGUUUGCAAAGAUAUGCAGUGCUGGACGUUUCAGCGAAGAUGAGGCUAGAUUUUUCUUCCAGCAGCUAAUAUCUGGAGUCAGCUACUGCCACUCCAUGGAGAUAUGUCACAGGGAUCUGAAACUUGAGAACACGCUUCUGGAUGGAAGCCCUAGUCCACGUCUUAAAAUAUGUGACUUUGGUUACUCAAAGUCUGGUCUAUUGCAUUCACAACCCAAGUCGACGGUGGGAACUCCAGCAUAUAUCGCCCCGGAAGUCCUAUCACGGAAGGAGUAUGAUGGGAAGAUUGCAGACGUUUGGUCAUGUGGUGUGACGCUCUACGUGAUGCUUGUCGGAGGAUACCCUUUUGAGGAUCCUGAUGAUCCAAGGAACUUCCGCAAGACCAUUGGGAGAAUAAUGAGUGUCCAGUACUCUAUCCCAGAUUAUGUACGCGUUUCUGCAGACUGCAAGCACCUCCUUUCUCGUAUUUUUGUAGCCAAUCCUGCAAAGAGGAUCACCAUUCCGGAGAUAAAGCAGCUGCCUUGGUUCCUCAAGAACUUGCCCAAGGAGCUGGUCGAGAUCGAGAAGACUAACUUCAGCGAAGCAGGCGGCUGUGAGCAACCAGCUCAGAGCGUGGAGGAGAUAAUGCGUAUCAUCGAAGAGGCGAAGGUACCAGGGAAAGGUGCCAAAGCUGGCGGCGAGCAAGCUACUGGCAGUGGUGCUGGGACGUCGGAUGACUUGGCAGGUUCCUUGGAACUGGAAUCUGACCUUAGCGGUGACUAUGUAGCUCAAGUGUAAGCAUUGCGGGCAGCUGCAGACUUUUGGGUCAAUACUUUGGAUUCCUUGAUCAUGCCAUUAAGACACUCUUUCGUGUAAAUUCCAGUUGCUCAAUGUCUUUGCUUUCUGGAUUUGGGUUCAUGGAUUGGUUUGUGAUAACAAAUCCAAAUGUCUCGAUGGUGCCUUAGGAAACCAUUUCUGUGCCAAGGGAAAGAAGGCUACUAUUGUAUCUUAACAUGUAUGUGCAGUUAUUAUGAUAUUUCAGAUCAAUACGGUUCGAUUCGGUUCCAAUCAUGCAAGACUUUUCAUUUCGAUUCAGUCCCAUCUCAAUUUUGACAUCUUCAAAAAAUCAAUCAGACUGAAGAGUUUAGAUGCAACACAGUCGAGUCUGAUGCGUUUUUCAAUCCAGUUUUGGUCCUCUUCCCUUCAAUUUCAAUCCGGUCUUGUGCCAGUGCAAAUUGAACCGGUCAAGACAGAGAACGGGUGACUUAGAUGCAGAAGAACUUACAUGAACCGGUGGACCAAACCGAAUCAACGCUGACCAUUGCC
Molecule: messenger RNA, 3027 nt
Organism: Linum trigynum
Lineage: Eukaryota; Viridiplantae; Streptophyta; Magnoliopsida; Malpighiales; Linaceae
Source: the annotation of a GenBank genome assembly